Molecule: messenger RNA, 2145 nt
Organism: Mya arenaria
Lineage: Eukaryota; Metazoa; Mollusca; Bivalvia; Myida; Myidae
Product: N-acetylglucosamine-6-phosphate deacetylase-like
Exons: 10
Coding region: 53-1282 (409 amino acids)
Biological process (GO): N-acetylglucosamine catabolic process
Molecular function (GO): N-acetylglucosamine-6-phosphate deacetylase activity
Source: RefSeq, a predicted model, not a curated record
CUUAAAAGAGUUCACGGUUUUGUAAACAAUUCACUGGUGGCUGACAUUGACAAUGCCCAGCAAAAAAGUAGAAGGGUGUAUAUAUCAGUUCCGAAACUGUCAUAUAUUGUCAAAUCACAAGCUUAUACGAGAAGAUCUGUGGGUUCGCAAUGGGAAAAUCUUGAAUCCUGAGAAGUUGUUCUUCGAUGAGAAGGCCUAUGCUGAUAAGCAAAUUGACUGUCAAGACAACAUAAUAGCUCCAGGAUACAUUGAUGUUCAAAUAAAUGGUGCAUUUGGGGUUGAUUUUUCUGACACUGAUGACAUUGUUGGCGAUGUCAGCAAGGUAGCGAAGGGCCUUCUGGAGUUUGGGGUGACUUCGUUCUGCCCAACAGUUAUAACCAGCCCUCCAGAAAUGUAUCAGAAGAUAGUGCAAUAUGCAAAGAAAACUGAAGGGAGCCUAAAGGGUGCAGGAGUUUUAGGUUUACAUCUUGAGGGUCCAUUCAUCAACACGGCAAAGAAAGGGGCCCACAAUGCAGAAUUAAUCAGGGACUUUAAGAAUGGUUUCCAGGAUGUGGUCGCUAUGUAUGGGGACAAACUGGAAGGUGUUGCCAUGGUAACACUGGCCCCUGAGCUGGAAAGAUCCUCCGAGGUGAUUCAGGAGUUCUGUAGGCGAGGCAUUAAGGUUUCUAUAGGGCACAGUACAGCAGACCUGGUUACUGGGGAGACGGCCAUUAAGCAGGGGGCUUGCAUGGUCACACACCUCUUCAAUGCCAUGGUCUCUUUCCACCACCGUGAUCCCCACCUGAUAGGGAUCUUGACAAGUAACCAGCUGCCGACAGAUCGAACUCUGUUCUACGGCCUUAUAGCAGACGGCAUUCACACACACCCGUCUGCUCUCAGAAUAGCACAUCGUGUUCAUCCCUCAGGGCUGGUUCUAGUGACGGAUGCUAUAAUAGCUAUGGGCUUGCCAGAGGGCAAAUACAAGUUUGGCAACCAGAAUAUUGAGAUACAUGGCAAGACAGCCACCAUAGCUGGCACCAACAUUCUCAGUGGGAGUAUUGCAAAACUGGACUACUGCGUGAGAAACUUGCUAAAAAAUACAGAGUGUGGAAUUGAGCUGGCCCUGGAGUGUGCAUCCCUCCAUCCAGCUCAGGCCCUCGGGAUCACGGACAGGAAGGGCACCCUCGAUUACGGCACUGACGCAGACUUUAUCAUCCUUGACCCCAACCUUAAUGUGCUGGCCACAUACAUAGCCGGGGAGAAGGUCUGGGAGGGGAAAACAAUGAAAGGACAAUUGCAAUGACAUUGAAAAAUCUCCCCUUGGUGCUACAUUGUAUUCCUGUUAAUGUUUAAUUCCAGUCACGUGUUAUUCCAGACAUUUGUUUCUUUUGAUUGAAAUUGUGGGAGUGGGUUUCUUUACUGUAGUUGAAGCUGAUGAAGUUAUCAUGACAUGGUUUAAUAGUUGUGUCAUAAAGAUGCUUAUGUGCAAUGCUUACUCUAUUGUUUUAAAAUAAUUAUAUGUUUGUAUAUUUUGUAUUUACUUUAAUAUUCCUAUAUAGACAUUAAGUCCAUAAGUUUUAACGCACCCUAUGUAUAAGUACAUGAGUUUUGGAUGCCUGUUGACUCCAUUUUAUUACACCAUAAUUCUAAAGUGUUUGAUGUAUAUUGAAAAAUUAUGUAAAAUGUAUACCGAAAGAAAUAUUACAAAUAAGCUUUCAUUGUGUGAAAGACUGCAAAAUAAGUUAAUUAACAUAUUAAUUUUCAGCAUUCAUUAUACUUUGAUUCAUCUCAAAUAAUACCAAAAUUAUAUGCCGGAUUACCAUGCAAUCAAAUUUAACACUAUUGUCAACAGUUUGAUAAAAUGACAUGCAUAAUUGUACAUAUGAUACAUUAAAACAACUUUUUAUUUAAUUUUAAAUAUUGAUAUUACACUUUCUCUUCAACCCUUACCUCUUCUAUGCAGAUCUACUAUAUUAUAUUUUGAGUUACUAAUUGAUGUUUAAAAACAUUUGAAUGUGUAAGAACAGUCUUGUGCUGUAUUGUGAUUUUUAUGUGAUUUACAUUCUUUAGCCCAUUAGCUAGUUUUGAUGUAAUUUUAUAUAAAAUGCUGAUCAAAUAUGUGUACUCUUAAGCUUAAAGGUUAAAAUAAAAUUAAGGAUACACCAC